CACAGAGGCCUCUUCGGAGGGCGACUUCACUCUCGGAUCCUUCCUUCCCUCCCAGGACCUUUGCCCUGCUUCCUUCCUUCCUUCCUUCCCUCCUUCCUUCCUUUUGCCCAUCUUCCAGACCUCUCCCUCCCUGGGCUGAGUUAAUGAUUCUCCUCCCCAGGGCCCUAUAAAGCCAAGGGCAGAGAGAGAGAGAGAGAGCAAGGGAGAGCAUGGCUGUGGGGCUCUGGCUGGCCGCCCUGUGGGCCCUGAGUGGCCUCUGGGGGGCCCAGGGUGAAGGUGGUGCAGACGGGGCCUUCCUGGAGGUGACCACCCGGUUCGGCCGGCUGCGCGGGCGAGAGGCGCCUCCGGUGAGGGGCUCCACGAGGGGCGUGCACGCCUUCCUGGGGGUGCCCUUUGCCCGGCCCCCCACCGGCACCCUCCGCUUCGCCCCUCCGCAGCCCCCCCUGCCUUGGGAGGGUGUCCGCGAUGCCACGGCCUACGCGCCAGUUUGCCCCCAGAAGCUGGAGACCCUCCGAGGAGUGGCUCAAAGGUGGAAGGAGAAGCACCCGCCCUUCCGGACCUCGGAGGACUGUCUGUACAUGAACAUUUACGCUCCGGCAAGCCAGGCGGACAGGCUCCCGGUGAUGGUCUUCAUCCACGGGGGCAACUUUGUCUUCGGCACGUCUUCCCGCUAUGAUGGAUCGGCCCUGGCGGCCUACGGAGAGGUGCUGGUGGUCACCCUCCAGUACCGGCUGGGCAUCCUGGGCUUCUUCAGCACCGGGGACGCCAGCGCCCGAGGGAACUGGGCCCUCCUGGACCAGGUGGCCGCUCUCCGCUGGAUCCAGGAGAACAUCGAGGCCUUCGGGGGAGAUCCAGGGCGCGUGACCAUCUUCGGCCUCUCCGGAGGGUCCUUCUGCGUCUCCAGCCACGUCUUGUCUCCGAUGUCCAAGGGCUUGUUCCAGGGCGCCAUCCUCCACAGCGGCAUCGCCCUCCUCCCGGGGGCCUUCCGUGCUGACCCUCGGCCGAGCGCAGAGAGGUUGGCCCGAGGCCUUGGCUGCACCACGUCCACUUCGGAGGCCAUGGUGGCCUGCCUCCGGGCAAAGAGCGCCGAGGAGCUGACGGCGGAGGAGGUUUUCUCUCUGCAAAUUGGGCCGGUUCUGGACGGAGAGUUCAUGCCGAAGCAUCCGGAAGAGAUCCUGUCGGGAAAGGAAUUCAACGCCGUGCCCCUUAUGGCUGGGGUCACCAACCACGAAAUGGGCUGGAAUGUGCGCGUGACAAUUCCUGAACUAAUGGACCUGGGGAGCCGGGAGAAGAUCCUCGCCGUCGCAGAAGCCUUCUUUCCUAAAUGGGGCAUCCCCCUCAGGGCUUUGCCGAUGCUCCUGGAGGCCUACCUUGGGGACACGGAUGACACGGAUGCGCUCCGGGACGGGUUCCUGGACCUGCUGGGAGACGGCUUCCUAGUGAUCCCCACCAUCAGGACCAUCAACUACCACAAAGAGUCGGGGGCCCCCGUCUACUUCUUUGAGUAUCAGCACCGGCCCAGUUUGUACCACGACACCAAACCCCCCUUUGUGAAGGCAGACCAUGGGGACGAGAUCAGCUUUGUCUUCGGGGGGCCGUUCCUCACGGGGGACAUCCGCCUGCGGGAUGAGGCCACUGCGGAGGAGGAGCAGCUCAGCCAGGCCCUGAUGCGCUCCUGGGCCAACUUCGCCCGUCGCGGGGACCCCAAUGGGGGCGGUCUGCCGGAGUGGCCCCCCUACAACGCAGCUGGCCAUUACCUGGUGCUGAACCUGACGCAGCAGGUGUCCCGGGGCCUGAAGGAGCCGCGCCUGGGGCUCUGGGCAGAAGCCCUUGGGGGGAAGGGGGCCCCGGAGGGCCACGCGGAACUGUGAGGAGGGGCCCCCCUCUGAAGAUGGACCGGCAGAGGCCCCCACAAUCCCACAAAGCCCUGGACUUCCUGCAGAACCCGCCUGGAUCUGGCGAGGAAUCAAUGCUGUUGUUGAAAUCCCAACUGAGGGGAAUCUCAGUGCUUACGUCCCUCCUCCUCCUCCUCCUCCUCCUCCUCCUUCUUCUCCUUCUUCUCCUUCUGAGACUUCACAUAAAUGCUUCUGUACCUUCCUCGUGAUCACGACCCAGAACACGCAGCAACUUUUUCACUUCCGCUCGACUGGAACCCAUUCCUCAGCCACCCAGAGGGGCCCCUUGACCCCUGACCCCUGACCCCGGGCCACAGGCUCCCUCCCAUUGCACUUCCCAGGGUCCCUGUGGCCCCUCCAGGGAAACAAAAUCAAUGAACAUGGGAUGAAAUUAAAGAAUAAGGAACAAAAACACUGGGAUCAAAAUAAGAAAACUAAAAAUUGCAAGGGAAAAAGAGGGCUUUGACAUCGCGCAACUUUGGAUCCGUAGAAGAUGUUUAAGAAAUAAAGAGGAAACCACG
Messenger RNA from Anolis sagrei ordinatus, 2416 nucleotides. Lineage: Eukaryota; Metazoa; Chordata; Lepidosauria; Squamata; Anolidae. The record is from RefSeq and is a predicted model, not a curated record.